Panicum virgatum (switchgrass) is the source of this 1205-nucleotide messenger RNA. Its product is annotated as vesicle transport protein SFT2B-like. The record is from RefSeq and is a predicted model, not a curated record. Gene Ontology annotation, cellular component: membrane. Gene Ontology annotation, biological process: vesicle-mediated transport. The coding region runs from base 225 to 671 and encodes 148 amino acids. The transcript is spliced from 6 exons. NCBI's taxonomy places the organism in Eukaryota, Viridiplantae, Streptophyta, Magnoliopsida, Poales, Poaceae.
CUUGGAGGAGCGAGGCCGCGAGGGAGUUGUCUCCUACUGCGAGCGAGAAGGGAAUUUUUUUUUUGGGGGUUCGGAAAUCCGCUCAGCUCUCGACUCGGCGAGGUGUGUCGAUCCUCCGACCGAAUACUCCUCCGCCGGCGACGUGCGAGCUCCUCCCUUCGCACGCAGCAGGGGAGGGCACCCGCGAAGAGGUAGCGGAGCGGAGCGGAGCAGAGCCGGCGGCCAUGGACACGAUGCGCGGCGCGCUGGAGCGGGCCAAGAUGCUGGUGGGCAUGGAGGUCGACGAGGAGUCCGGGCUGCCGUCCCCUGAGGAGCAGUCCUUCUUCGACGACAUCAACCGCAACUGCACCCUCAACACCACCCAGAGGCUCUACGGUUUCGCGAUUUGCUUGGCUGCCGGCCUGACGUGCACCUUCUUGUCAAUGAUUGUUUUCUUCAAUCCGGUGAAAUUUGGGGUAACAUUCACCCUUGGCAACUUGAUGGCCCUUGGAAGUACAGCAUUUCUUAUAGGCCCCAAAAGGCAGUUUGAUAUGAUGCUUGAUUCAGUGCGAAUAUAUGCCACUGCUAUAUACAUUGCAAGCAUCAUAAUUGCUCUAUUCUGUGCUCUCUAUGUUCACAGCAAGCUGUUGACUCUACUGGCCAUCAUUUUGGAAUUUGGUGCCCUUGUUUGACAUGUUUAAACGUAUAAAGGGGAGUGAUUAACAAAACUGAAGUUCCAAUCGGUGGUGCUUCCAGGUACAGCCUUAGCUACAUACCUUUCGCAAGGUCAAUCGUGUCGAAAGUGAUGACAUCCUGCUUCGACACUGAUUUCUAGAGCAACAUCGUCGGCUGCCUGAGUCUCAGCAGACAUCGGCGGGUAAUCUAGUCGGUAAUCUAGUGUGUACUUCUGACAGAUGAGGAGGGAGUCACCUCACCCCUCCAACAGGCGCUUGUAAUCACUGUGAAUCGAGUUCGUGUGCAUUUGGUUACGCUAGACUAGAAGAUUGUGGUAAUACCCCUUUGAUGCACUUGCAUGUGCAAUCCAAGCUUCAGUUUGUUUGGGCCUUCCAUCUGCUGUGCAGUGCUCGAUCGACGCAUCCACCAUGGAUUUAUAGAACAAAACAUUUGUUGUAUCGUUUGCUGAGCGAUUGCUGUAAAAAGUUUCAUCACAGAACACUGGUAGUAUGUUGAUACGCUUGAUUUGCAGAAUGGCGUUGAUGUUGAUA